This is a messenger RNA of Penicillium crustosum, 1425 nucleotides long. RefSeq lists its product as uncharacterized. NCBI's taxonomy places the organism in Eukaryota, Fungi, Ascomycota, Eurotiomycetes, Eurotiales, Aspergillaceae. The coding region runs from base 1 to 1425 and encodes 474 amino acids. The record is from RefSeq and is a predicted model, not a curated record. The transcript has 2 exons.
AUGCCGACGAAGAAGAAAGCCAGCGGCCGCAAGCGCGACCACGAGGCGGACAUUGCUGAGCUUGAAGAGCUCCGGAAGCAAAUCGCCCAACGGGACAAGGCUGAAAAGGCCCGCAAGGCUGAAGAGGCUCGCAAGGAGGAAGAGGCUGCCCGCAAGAAGGAAGAAGCCGCCCGCAAGGAAGAAGAGAGUCAGGGCAAGCGGCAAAUCAGCAGUCGGCGCCAACGUACACUCGUUCGCUGGGAUGUGGACACCGAUAUUCGACUUCUAUUGGCCAUCCAGUAUGCCUGCAAUAAGGUCGCAGUCAAGAUUCCUUGGAAGGAGGUCGCAGAAACCAUGGGAUCGAAGUUCACGGAGGGUGCAAUCGUCCAGCAUUUGUCGAAGCUCCGCACCAAACGAGAGGAGCAGGAUAAGCCCAACCCGCCUCCACUGAAGCGUGCAGGAAAUGGUUAUCACAAGAACGACACAAGCUGCAAGAAAGAAGUGCUGCCUGCUGCAAAGGAUGACGCUGCGCCAUGCACUCGCAAUGGAAGGCGCCGUCACCGUAAUCCAUCUGAUGAGGAUUCCGAAGACAGUGUGUACACUCUCAAGAAGAAGCAGUUCAAGAAGAACAAGAAGGACAAGGUCUUUGUUGCUCCCAAGCUGCGUACCAAGCGCGAGGAAACCGACAGCGAUGACUCCCAGAAGCUCGUCUGUGUCGGAGCAGAAUGGCUUCGUGACUUCACCGAACGCGAUGAUCGUGCGAAUGACGACGAAUCAACUACUUCCGAGGAAAAGACUACCUCUGAGGAGAACGAGAAAUCAACUGAAAGCAGCGAGUCUACUACUCAAGCCGCCAAGAAGUCUCAGACCAACAAGAAGUCCAAGAUGGUGAAACUCCACUUGGAUCCUGUGCGCAUGGCUAUUCUUGACACCAAACUUCGUGACUCUGCAACUUCCUGGGAGCCUGUGACUCCAACCAACCCACCGCGCGAGGUGACCAACAUGGCACCCGCUCGUCCCUCUUUCUACCCUUUCAUGCCUCCUAACUCUUUUUCCGAUUUCUCUCCUGAGACACCACCCCCGUUCUCAACCCGUGGAUCUUCCAUCCAAUUCCCCUCAAGUGGGCCAAGCCCAUUUGACUAUGUCAACCGGUUUCCCCCCGCAACUUCUGAGGAUGUUCCCCGUGCCGCUCCAAGCCCUGUCUUGGCGGGAGUGUCUGGUUUGGAUCAAAUGCCCACUGCGGCUUAUUCGCGGUUUGACAUGGCUCCCGAAAUCCAAUAUGCAGGUCAGUAUAGCGGUCAAGGUACUUUCCCUAUGACCGGCUACCUGGAGAACAGUGGCUUUGAAAACCAGUUCCUUUCCGACAGUGAACUUUUUGAUAAGCUUCCAGAAGUUGAGCCACCACGCUACCUUGGGUAUGAGGGUGAGGACGUCAAGGAAUUUUAA